Messenger RNA from Lytechinus variegatus (green sea urchin), 1122 nucleotides. Its product is annotated as exosome complex exonuclease RRP44-like. The record is from RefSeq and is a predicted model, not a curated record. The transcript is spliced from 4 exons. Bases 233 to 652 code for a protein of 139 amino acids. NCBI's taxonomy places the organism in Eukaryota, Metazoa, Echinodermata, Echinoidea, Temnopleuroida, Toxopneustidae.
UCGAACACAAUGCUAUUGAAGAAAAAAUGAAUGCCAAUUGUUACUCUUUCUGUAAACAGAGUCUCUGAUCAUGAUGAUGACAUCAUUCAAACCUCAGCCUUGACCUACAAGUCACAUGCAACCAGUAAAUUUGACAACAUGACUUGUCUGACCAUAGAAAAUAUAUUAUGCCGACAUGUAGGCCCUACAUGUAUUUACGCUUAUAAGAUGACAUCAAGUUUUGGUAAAUUGAAUGGCCCUUGAAGACAUAGAAAAAGAAUUGUUGAAGAUAUUCUUCAAAGACAAGACAGUUGAUGAGGAUGGGUAUGUGAUCGGUGUGAGGAAGAACGCUCUUCAAAUCUUCAUUCCAAAGUUUGGAUUAGAGGGCACACUCUACGUUCAACAAAAUGAGGAUGGAGUCAAGACUAGUCCUUUCACAUAUGAUGAGGAACCAAGUCAGAAUGCGGGUGAUGUAAAGCUCCGAGCCUUUGAUUAUGUCAAAGUUCAAAUCAGUAUGCAAGCAACUAGUAUACAACACCAGAAGCUGAGGUUACAAUUGGUCCAUCCAGAGGUUCCAGGGUUUAGUGUUCCUGCAGUCGAGGAAACACAAGGAGAGAACACAGACAAACAGGAUGAACCUCCCGCAAAGAAAGCAAGAACCAAGUCCAAGUAAAACCAAUACCCCACAUCCUGGUUUACAUUUUUAAACAAUGAUCGGAGGAAGUUCUCACAAUGUUCCUUUAAGGGUAGUUUGCACCCUUCCCAUUGUUAGUGGAAACUCGCUAAAUUAGUCUGAAGUUUCAAAUUAUCGAGACUGAGCGUGGAUUGUGUAGUUCAGCUCCUCCUCCUCCUCCAAGCAAGAACUUGUGCUAGACUUGUCCCAUCAUGGACCUACUACAAUCAGGAUCUGUGUAUCCAGAUUUCCAGGGGGGGGGGGGUGCUUUGCACAUGGCAUUGAAUGGCUGUACACAUGCAUCCCCCACAAUGAGCACGUUUUACUGAUGAAAUACAUGGCAUAGUGCACAUUAGGGUGAUAAACGAAUGUAAGAACCUUGGCCUAGACAUCUUUUGAAGAAAAGUAGAGAACUCUCAAAUGGGAUGUAAAUUCAGAUUCAGAUGUUUUGAUUGUCCAUGAUGCAAUAG